Messenger RNA from Penicillium odoratum, 2286 nucleotides. RefSeq lists its product as uncharacterized. The coding region runs from base 1 to 2286 and encodes 761 amino acids. The transcript has 3 exons. Gene Ontology annotation, molecular function: transmembrane monodehydroascorbate reductase activity. The record is from RefSeq and is a predicted model, not a curated record. NCBI's taxonomy places the organism in Eukaryota, Fungi, Ascomycota, Eurotiomycetes, Eurotiales, Aspergillaceae.
AUGACGGUCUCCGGGCUCACAGCCCCGGGGAGUAGCACGUAUUCUUCGAAUACGCUGCAUGUAGGAGAUGGGACAUGGGACACUGAACGCGACACAUUCUUGCUGCCCAAUCUUAUGGGUGUAAAUUUCGAGACGAUGCGAUACAAUGGCAUGGGGAAUCGAUUUAAAAACAUGAGCGGAUACCACUCGAUGAUUAUCGCGCAUGGUGUGAUUGCGGCCAUCGUUUUCUUAGGCCUCGUUCCAAUGGCAUCCCUCAUCAUCCGAUACUACUCCCGAUGGAAUCCGUAUUGGGCAUUUAAACUUCACGCUUGGUUCCAGGUUUUGACAUUGCUCUUGACGACGGUUGUUUUCGUGUUGGGUUGGUUUGCCGUUGGUCCAGAGAGAAGUUUGACCAACCCGCACCAUGGAAUUGGUCUGGCAAUCUAUGUCAUGGUCAUUUUCCAAGCACUAUGGGGCUGGUUCGUACACAAGGUGGAAAGAAACAAGAUGCGACAUCGCGUUCCAUUAAAGCUGGUGCUACACCGAUGGCUCGGUCGAGCGCUCGCCAUUUUAGGAAUUGUGCAGAUUCCUUUGGGUCUGACAUUGUAUGGCUCCCCCAAGGUCUUGUUCAUUUUGUUCGCACUAGCUGCUUUCGCAUACCUGCUAGUGUUUUUCAUCCUGUCCUACUUGUAUGACGAUGAAGGAUAUCAUGUUCCAAGUGAACACGGUGGCAGUCGCUUAAGUCACAGUCAAUACACAGGGCCAUCUGUUGUCGAAGAGCAACACCAUGGUGGCAUGGGAGAAGCUCUUGCUGCCGGCGGAAUGGCUGCAGCGCUGGCGUCGAUGUUCAAACGCCGUCCAAACCGCCAGACAAGCCACGCAUAUGAAGAAUCGCGCACAUCUUAUUCGGAUGAGAAAUAUUCCGACGUUACCAGGAAAGAAAGUGGUGGCUGGGGUAAAAAGCUUCUGGAAAUUGGGGCAUUGGCUGGUGCUGGUCUGCUUGCGAAAAAAUGGUGGGACCGUCGAAAGGAUCGCAGAGAUGAUGCCGAGUCAGGACGAUAUAGCCCAGCCCAUUCGCGCACUGACAGCUUCUCUGAAGAGUCCCUCAGUCGACUAGAAGAUGGUAGACCGGAGCCUAGUCACCGAACACCCCUCAACCGUCCCCCAAGCCGACCACCCAGCAGACCACAAAGCCCUGGCUCUUCGUACUAUUACAACAGUACCUAUCUUACCGAGACUGAAAGACGCCCAUCUCACGGUAUCCGAGAUGCUCUGCUUGGUGCAGGCGCUUUCGCUGGGCUGAAGAAGUUUUUUGGCGGUCGUCGCAACAAGGAUGACGAAGAAAAGAGACGACUAGACGACAUCCGUCGCCAAGAGGAUGAGGAUGAGCGAAUCCAGCGAGUCAACAGCAAACGACGACCGAAUAAUCCCCCAGGGCCCGGCCCUUACCCGUCACGACGCCGUCCAAGCUCAUACACCGAGAGUGACCUCACACCAACCGAACUGACUCCCCGACCUCCUCGACAGCCGUCCCACGGGUCUCUCCUUACAGCCGAGCCCAUCGCAUCUGGGGCUAUAAACGACCCUGCUCCCUCAGAUUUACCCCCUCCCAGGCCUCCAAUUCAUCAUGAACUCUCCGGUGACUCGAGGUCGGAGCUACCACCCUCUAAUGACGGAACCGAGCUCGCAGCUGGAUUUUCAGCAGGAGCGGCCGGCGCCGCCGCUGCCGCAAGCCGUCAUCGUCAUAGCCGGAGCAACAGCCGCAGCCAAAGCCGAAAUAGACGUCGUGAUGACCAUGUCGAGUCUCCACCAGUCUCCGUGAAAGUCAAAAUGCACAACGAUGGCCGCCAUGUCACCCUCCGUCGCCUUACAGAAGAAGAAGCUGCCGCAAGCCGCGAAGCGAGACGCCGAGAGCGACGAAACUCAAGACGUCGUGCAGGCAGCGCCAGUUCCCUCUCUGGUGAUGAGCGGAGCCAAGAUCGCUGGCGCCGCGUCGAAGAACUGGAGCGACGACAAGAGGAGCAAACACGGCUGCAAAUGGCUGCUGCGGGCCCUGUAUCCCUAGCACCAUCGGGCAGUAUGCCAGCAUCCUCGUUCCCUCCCCCAUCUCAAGUUAGCCAAAUGCCACCUCCACCUCCUAUCCCAGGCCCAGCACCUUCUGGACUGGCCUAUGGCAGUGUAACCUCCCCUGGUACAUGGACUGGUACCGAAGCCAGCGGGUCAUAUGCCAAUAAUCGCCGACGCCGACGUGCAGAGCGAGCCCGAACACGAGAAAAGCAGCAGCAACAUGGAGUGGAGUUUGAGUAA